AAUGUCACUUUCCUUUCCGAGCUCAAAAGCGCUCUGCGAAUUCCAUGCUUUCAAGUUUUCUCUAGUGGCUCGUAAGCUUUAGCGAUCAGUAGCAGAAAGGAUGGGUCACUCUAAUGUCUGGAACUCUCACCCCAAGAACUACGGCCCUGGUUCUCGCACCUGCCGCGUGUGUGGGAAUCCCCAUGGUAUUAUCAGGAAGUAUGGGCUCAUGUGCUGCAGACAGUGCUUCCGUAGCAAUGCUAAGGAGAUUGGAUUCAUCAAGUACCGCUGAGGAAGAGCUGGGAGCUCGUGACCCCCCUAGAAGAGCAGAAGAUAGCUCGCUUUUGUUUUAUGCAGUACAAGAUACCUCGUGUCCCACUAGACUAGCAGGAGAUAGCUCCCGUACCACUAGACCAGCAAAUGUGUUUUGCGCAAAUAUGAUUGAUUAUAAUUUUUAUGUUUGAAUUAACUAUUAAGACAAUGUUUUGGUUAGUUGAUUUGCUGUGGAACUUGGAUUGAUGUUGGAAAUGGAAUAUUUUCAAAUAA
Molecule: messenger RNA, 525 nt
Organism: Populus nigra (black poplar)
Lineage: Eukaryota; Viridiplantae; Streptophyta; Magnoliopsida; Malpighiales; Salicaceae
Product: small ribosomal subunit protein uS14z/uS14y/uS14x
Exons: 3
Coding region: 101-271 (56 amino acids)
Biological process (GO): translation
Cellular component (GO): cytosolic small ribosomal subunit; ribosome
Molecular function (GO): structural constituent of ribosome; zinc ion binding
Source: RefSeq, a predicted model, not a curated record